Penicillium subrubescens is the source of this 1542-nucleotide messenger RNA. Its product is annotated as Zn(II)2Cys6 transcription factor domain-containing protein. The transcript is spliced from 8 exons. Gene Ontology annotation, molecular function: zinc ion binding; DNA-binding transcription factor activity, RNA polymerase II-specific; transcription cis-regulatory region binding. Bases 1 to 1542 code for a protein of 513 amino acids. Gene Ontology annotation, cellular component: nucleus. Gene Ontology annotation, biological process: positive regulation of transcription by RNA polymerase II. The record is from RefSeq and is a predicted model, not a curated record. NCBI's taxonomy places the organism in Eukaryota, Fungi, Ascomycota, Eurotiomycetes, Eurotiales, Aspergillaceae.
AUGGCCCCCGGCAGCAGUGCUGACAGGUCGAGUCGAACCAGCUAUUCGUGUCGUCAACGCCACGUGAAAUGUGACGAAGAAAAGCCCGUGUGCUGGAAAUGUCGCAUUGGCGGCAGGAAGUGCGUGCGACCAGGCGACACUGAAGUCCAACGCCCUCGCCCGCAACGAAGAACUGCCACAACUUCCCAGAAUGUCUUCCAUCCUGUGCCAAACAAUAUCGCAUUAUCACCAGUGACCAGCUCGCUUAGCAGUCCGACUACUUCCGGUUCUCGAGGGAUAUCGAUUCGGUCACUUACUACAUCUAAUCCAUCGCCGAUCUCUCAGUCUGCUGUACCCGGAGUAACUGUGACCACGGCUGACUCGGAUACGGCACCAUCCACCGCUAGCGAGGUCUUUGAAGUUCAGACUUUACAGGGCAUUCAGCUUCAUCUGAACCAUAACGACAUCCGAGCGGAUUCGCCCGACGGUUGUGGCUCCAUAGCCCCGUUCACCGUGUCUGCUGAGGAGGAAUUCUUGAUCCAGCACUACGCUUGUCAUCUUGCGAAAUGGGCGCACGAUUACCACAAGCAGUGCAUUGAGCUGCUGAUUCCCGCUCUGAACGAACCGAAUGUUGCCGCCGACGAUACGUUGCUGGCUGCGCUGGUCCUUCUGAGACUGUAUGAGCACCUUAAUGUGUCGGACAACGGCAAAGACUACGAACAUCAUCUCAGUGGAGUAUCGGCCCUGGUCACCUCCACGAUCCGCAAUCCGUGGACUGCAUCCGGCUCCGGUCUCAGGUGGGCUUCCUUCUGGUGCUGCUUUCGACAAUCCGUCUAUCCGGCGUGCCUGCACCGACAACCACUGCAGUUCGACAUCUCUGGCUACAAAAUAGAAGUGAACUUGUCGACACCUGCGCCGGGAGUGAUGGCGACGGUCGAAGAAGAGUCGGAAUGGUGCCACUGGAUAACGUGGAUAUUAGCACAAGUCGUGGAUUUCUGCUUCAGCAUGCCGUCGCGCGACAUGACGAUGCUGAAGGAAGGGCAAGCCUGGAAUUCGUUACUCCAGGCAGUGGAGACGUGGGAAGUCAAUAAACCCAAGAGUUUCCUUCCUGUGGCGUACAACGAAAGGAACCCGAACCGAGGGAGAUGGUUCCCAGAGAUUGCGUUUGGCAGCGAAUGGCAUGCAAUGGCUACCACGCAGUCCUUGGCCGCGAGGAUCCUGUUGGACGUGUAUAAUCCCCAAACGCGCGGAAUCUCCAUCGGAGAGUUUGGUUUUAUGAGAGCUCGAGAAAACCUAGACGCUAAAUUCGCCGUUCCGCAGAGUAAAGUUCUAUUGCAUGGAAGGACCCUUUGCGGAAUCUGUCUUACAAAUCCAGCCAACAUUGCGGCCAUCUUCACCCUCUGUCAUACUAUCUUUUCUUUCUCCUCCUUUAUCAGUGUCGACGAAGAGAGGAAGCUGCUAGUCCAGAUUCUGAGAAUCGCAGAGAGAGACGAGGGUUGGCCGACGACAUGGAUCGUAAAUGCGCUGAAAGCCGAUUGGAAUGUUGACUGGGCGGAUGAAUGA